Molecule: messenger RNA, 2567 nt
Organism: Rhinolophus ferrumequinum (greater horseshoe bat)
Lineage: Eukaryota; Metazoa; Chordata; Mammalia; Chiroptera; Rhinolophidae
Gene: P2RY14
Product: purinergic receptor P2Y14
Exons: 2
Coding region: 356-1360 (334 amino acids)
Biological process (GO): G protein-coupled receptor signaling pathway
Cellular component (GO): membrane
Molecular function (GO): G protein-coupled purinergic nucleotide receptor activity
Source: RefSeq, a predicted model, not a curated record
UGUGGAGAUGUGGAAAAGAAUUGUGGAAACCUUUUUGGGGAUGACUGAAGGAAAGGAAUUAGCAGAGGCCAGCCUGACAGCCAGAGACCCACACAUCCCUCUUCCUCCCUGUUUCCUCCAUCUCCCAGCCUUGAGGAAGCUCUAGUUGGCGACCUCAGCAGAGUGACUCUCGACCCACUGUCUUGUGGUUUCGGUCAUCAAGUUCCUGAUUUCAAUUGUUGUUAAAGACGAGCAAGAACUCUGUAUAGAACAGUCUCAAUUUGGAGCACAGCGUGAGACAUACUCUGAAAUGAGUGCUGCCUGACUCGCAGAUGAAGUGCUAGAGGCAGGCCGCACGUGCAGCGAUCGCAGAACGAUGAAUUCCAGCGCCACCGACGUGACCUGCUCCUGGAAGCCCCUCGUAACUCGCCAAAUCAUCCCCACGCUGUACUCCGUGGUCUUCCUCGCAGGCAUCCUGCUCAACGGCGUGUCGGGAUGGAUCUUCUUCCACGUGCCCAGCUCCAAGAGUUUCAUCAUUUAUCUCAAGAACAUUGUGGUCGCCGACUUUCUCAUGAGCCUGACUUUUCCUUUCAAGAUUCUCAGCGACUCGGGGCUGGGCCCCUGGCAGCUGACCGUGUUCAUGUGCCGGGGCUCGGCCGUGCUCUUUUACGUCAGCAUGUAUGUCAGCAUCGUUUUCUUCGGGCUCAUCAGCUUUGACAGAUACUACAAAAUCGUGAAGCCUCUUCAGACCUCAUGCGUGCAGUCAGUGAGUUACAGCAAACUCCUGUCGGUGACCGUGUGGGUCCUCAUGCUCCUCCUCGCCGUUCCCAACAUGAUCCUCACCAACCAGAGUGUGAAGCACAUCACACACAUAAAAUGCGUGGAACUUAAAAACGAGCUGGGGCUAAAGUGGCACAAAGCAUCCAACUACAUCUUUGUGAGUGUCUUCUGGAUUGCGUUUCUUCUGUUAAUCAUUUUCUAUACGGCCAUCACGAGAAAAAUCUUCAAGUCCCACCUCAAGUCCAGAAAGAACUCCAUUUCGGUCAAGAGGAAAUCUAGCCGCAAUAUAUUCAGCAUCAUGUUCGUAUUUUUUGUCUGUUUUGUACCCUAUCACAUCGCCAGAAUCCCCUAUACCAAGAGCCAAACGGAAGCUCAUUACAGCUGCCAGUCCAAAGAAACCUUGCACUACGUGAAGGAAUUCACUCUGGUCCUGUCGGCUGCAAAUGUGUGCCUGGACCCCAUUAUCUAUUUUUUCCUUUGCCAGCCAUUUAGAGAAAUCUUAUGUAAGAAACUACACAUCCCAUCAAAAGCUCAGCAUGACUCAGAAAACUCCAAAAUCAGAAGGGGAAAUACAAUGCAUGAAAGCACAGAUACUCUGUGAUUUCCCACCUCCUUUCAGAUAGUCUGUGUAUGCAUAUUGUAAUCUUCAGUUACAUAAUGAGAGAAAUGAAUGAGAAACAUAUCUAUGAUAAUAAGUAUCAUCACCGAGCAUUGCUAUCCAAUUUAGUACAACAAUAAAUUAAAAUGCAAGUUUCCAUGCUUUUUUGUAAUACCAAAGAAAAAAAUAAAGCGUACAUUUUUAAAUUGUAUCAAAAUAAUAGGUUUAAACUUAUAAUCACUAAUCUGGUAUGUUAAUGUAGAACUUUAAAUAGCAAAUACGAAAAUAGGAAGCAAUCAAGACAAUUGACAGCAAUGUCUUCCCUCUCUAAACAUAAGAAUUAAGCUAGGAAAUUAUGUAUAUUUUUUCAACAGGGUCAUUAAAGACAAACUAAAAAGCAGGAACAAUUUGAUGAAAGACUAGAGGCCUAUUUCUAGUAGAGUCAAGUUUUCUCUGAUUUGAAGGAGGAAAAGCAGACACCCAGAAAAACAACAUAAGAAAUCCCCUACUGAUUUAUCUCAUGGCAUUUCAAAGGAAAGCAGAUAUAAAAUAAAGUAUGUACUUUGCAACAAAAAAUGAAUUUUUUUUUCCGAUAGCAUUUUGAGGAUGAUAUAAAAUACAUUUUAAAUAUGUUCUCUACAAAAACUUGUUAAGCCACUUAAUGAGCUUGGAGUUCUGGUGUUAGAAUAUAUCUAAGUGGACUCUACUGAGGGAAGCUGGAUUUUGGCCUGUGUUUUCAGCAACUUCCCAUUCUCUGUUAUGGACAAAAAAAAAAUAAUAAGAUGAGUGGGGAAAAAACAGUCUCUCUCUCUCUCUCUCUCUCUCUCUCUCUCUCUCUCUCAGGCAAUAUGCAUUUAUUCUCUAGGGGCAGGAGGAAGCAGUUUUCUUAGAAAACUGGACUUGAUAAAAAGAACAUCUGAAAUUUAUAAUAAUGAGUGAGAAAUUAUACAUAAAAUGAAAUUGGACUUCACGAAAACCUAUAAUUUGUAAUAAUGAGUGAAAAAUUAUACAGAAAAUGAAAAUUUACACAUCACAUUUUCUGAAAAACAAAUGAAUUAAUAUGUGCAGAUGUGGGAUAUGGUUGCUGGCUUGUGAGUUAUCAAAACUAAAUUCUUUCUCUGCUAUUAACUGGCUAGAAGACAUUCAGCCCGUGUUUCAAAUGUUCUUUACAAACAAUUUUGUAAGUCAUUGUAUAUAUAUAUCUAUAUAU